CCCUCUCAUUUUCACUGCACUUGCAUUAUUGCACUAAAAAAUCUUACCAUUUUGGCAGCGAUUGCAAAUCCGCAAUGCAACUUGGGCAAGCUCCGGUGGACUUUCGUCGUCAGCCGUGAUCCCUGCGGACUUGAAGAUGAUAAACCUCCUUUUGUUCAUCUGUCUUCUCCUGGGACUAGGAGGGUCGUUGGAGAAGUCUACAUCCUAUGCUGGUUCUGGCCCUCACAUUGCAGAUGUUAAUAUACUCUUGCCACCGAAAAUGACUUACCCUGUGGUGUACAGGCUACAAGGAAGCGAUGGUUGCUUCAAAUGGUCAUGGGAUCAUCAUGAUAUUUUAUCUGUUGUACCUGAAUACAAUUCAAGCAGCCAUUGCUCAACCAGUGCAAGCCUGAGAUCAAUUGCCCCAUAUAGUGGUCGAAAGGAGACUGCUGUUUAUGCUGCAGAUGUGCAUACUGGAAUUAUGAUUCGAUGCAAAGUCUUCAUUGACAAUAUAUCCAGAAUCCAGAUAUUUCAUAAUUCCAUUAAGCUUGAUUUAGAUGGGCUUGCCACACUUCGUGUCCGUGCCUUUGAUAGUGAAGAAAAUGUAUUUUCUUCGUUGGUUGGCUUACAGUUCAUGUGGCGCCUCAUUCCUGAAGCCAAUAAACUGCCUCAUCACCUUGUCAAUGUUCCUCUAAAGGAUUCCCCCCUUAGUGAUUGUGGAGGACUCUGUGGGGACCUAGAUAUACAAAUAAAACUUGAGGACAAUGGUGUAUUUUCUGAUAUAUUUGUGGUGAAGGGAAAUGAGAUUGGCCACGAGAAUGUUUCAGUGCAAUUGAUUGAGCCACAGUUUAAGAAUUUGGCUGAUCAGAUUGUUCUAACUGUGGCAGAAGCUAUGUCACUGGAUCCUCCUUCACCAGUUUUUGUUCUUAUUGGUGCUCUAAUUCCCUAUACCCUUAAAGUCAUCCGUGGAAAUGUUCCUCAAGUGGUCAUUUUACCUUCAGCACAUCAUAUCUGGUCAGUGUCAAAUACAUCGAUUGCUGAGGUUGACACUAUGAUGGGGUUAGUACGUGCGCAAAACUUGGGAAUGACCACUGUCAUUGCUGAAGAUACAAGAGUUGCUGGUCAUGUACAAGUGUCUUCGCUGAAUGUGGUCCUGCCAGAUUCUCUGUGUUUAUAUAUAACACCUUUAUCUAGUUCUGGUCACCUUGUUGAAGGAAUUAAUCCCAUUCCUUCAAUGGUCCGUUGGUACGUUAUAUCUGGUCAUCAAUAUCUCAUCCAGAUGAAGGUUUUUGCUCAUGGUCCUGAUGCACAAGAGAUUUAUAUUACAGAGAAUGAUGAUGUUAAGAUAUAUGAUGAUCAGUCUGAUUAUGGGAAGACAUUUUGGGUUUUGAAUGGUAUUGCUGUCGAACAUGGUUGGCGAAAUUCUAAGGUGUUGAAAGCAUAUUCACCAGGACUUGGAAAGUUGACAGCUUCUUUGAGCUAUCUUAAUGGGCAUGUUGACAGUAAGGAGGUUAUCAAGGUUGUGCAGGAGAUCAUGGUUUGUGAUCAAGUAAGGGUCAGGUUGAGUGGUGAAAGUGAUCAGCCACGAAGCAUCCUUCUGCCCUGGGUCCCUUCUGUUUAUCAGGAAGUGGAGCUGAAGGCUAUAGGAGGUUGUGCAGAAGCUGCCAGUGACUAUAAAUGGUUGUCUACAGACACAUCUAUUGUAUCUGUGUCAGCUGUUGGUGUUGUCCAGGCCAGAAAGCCUGGUAAAGCUACUAUUAAGGUGCUAUCCAUAUAUGAUUCGUUAAAUUAUGAUGAGGUGGUUGUUGAUGUUACGGUCCCAUCUGCUAUGGUUAUGGUUCAUAAUUUUCCUGUGGAAACUGUUGUUGGAUCGCAUCUUCAAGCUGCUGUCACAAUGAAAGCAUCAAACGGUGCCUAUUUUACUAGAUGUGAUGCCUUUAGUUCUUUGAUAAAGUGGAAGGCUGGAAGUGAGUCCUUUGUCAUUGUCAAUGCAAUUCAGGAGUUGCCAUACUCGGAAACAUUGGGAAAUAAUCAGCUGCUUUCAACCACUGAUUACUUUCCAUGUUCCUGGGUCCAUAUUUAUGCUUCAAGUCCUGGUCAAGCGAUGAUACAUGCCACAUUCUCUAAAGAAUAUCCCCAGUUUGACCACUCUUUCCACGGACCUAUUGUCUUUAAGGCAUCUUUACGUGUUGUGGCAUAUCUACCUCUUGUUGUAUAUCAGGCAAGUGAUGGGAACCGAUUUGGUGGUUACUGGUAUGAUGUGGCUCAAGAAGAAGCUAAUAAGCAGCUAGAUAACUUAGAGAAGUUAUAUCUUGUGCCUGGAUCAAAUUUAGAUAUAUCGUUAAGUGGUGGACCUGAGCCAUGGGGCAAAAAUGUUGACUUCCUUGAAGAUGUGGAAGUUUUGAAUGAAGGUGAUGCUCUGACUGAAGCUGGAGUUCUUGUGCAUCGGGUAUCUGCCAGAAGGAGUUUAUACCGGGUUUUUUGUCAAACACUGGGAACUUAUAAACUUCUUUUUAGACGUGGGAAUUUGGUAGGGGAUGACCAUCCUCUUCCUUCUGUGUCUGAAGCUUGGCUGUCAGUUACAUGCAGCAUUCCUUCUUCGAUUGUGCUUAUAGCUGAUGAACCAGUGAAUGAGCGUGAUGUUAUUAGAGCAGCAAUUCUAGCUGAUCGUAGUUCAGAGAAAUUGCGUGAUGUGCCUAUUACUGUGGCAAAUGGGCACACUAUUCGGCUAUCUGCUGUUGGAAUCGAUGAUUCAGGGGAACCUUUUGCAAACUCAUCUUCUCUCAGUUUGAGUUGGGGGCUUAACAGUUGUGAUGGACUAGCAUUAUGGGAUGAUGCUUAUGAUAUAGUGGAGCCCAACAGUUGGGAGAGAUUUUUGGUCUUGCAAAAUGAAUCAGGACUGUGCAUUGUUCGUGCAACUGUCACUGGCUUUCAUGAUAGGUUGCAAAGUAAAACCUUUCAUCAUUCUCCUGAAUCUGAAAUUAUUCUGACAGAUGCAGUUCGUCUACAGCUUGUUUCUAGCCUACGAAUUGAUCCAGAGUUCAGCUUGCUUUAUUUCAAUCCUGAUGCCAAGAUAAAUUUGUCAAUUACUGGUGGAAGCUGUUUCUUGGAAGCUGUUACAAAUGAUUCUCAAGUGGUAGAACUUAUCCAACCUCCAUCAGGAUUACAAUGCUUACAACUAAUUUUGUCCCCUAGAGGAUUGGGGAUAGCUAAUCUGACUUUGUUUGACAUUGGGUUAACACCUCCACUCACAGCUUCUGCACUUGUCCAAGUUGCAGAUAUAGAGUGGAUUAAAAUUAUAUCAGGAGAUAAGAUUAGCCUAAUGGAAGGAAGUUUACAGACAGUUGACCUAUUGGUUGGUACUAAUGAUGGAAGGAGUUUUCAUGGCUCUCAGAUUGCUUACAUGAAAAUUAGGGUACACAUUGAGGAUCAUAUAAUUGACCUCAUGGAUGAUGGUGAUUUCUCAAGUCUUGUUGAUGGGUAUGUUUCGGCAGCAAGUUUUAAAAUCCAGGGAAGACUUCUUGGAAUAACAUCCCUUUAUGUCAGUUCCGUUCAGCAUUCUGGACAUGAGAUACAGAGCCAAGCUGUUAAAGUGGAAGUCUAUGCAACACCAAGAAUCCACCCUCAUAAUAUAUUCCUCUUACCUGGUGCUUCUUAUGUGGUUACCAUGAAAGGAGGCCCAACCCUUGGUGUACAUGUUGAAUUUGCAAUUGAGGAUGAUAAAAUUGCAAGUAUCAAUCGAUAUUCUGGACGGCUCUCAGCAAUUUCAACAGGGAACACUACAGUUCUUGCCAGAGUCUUUAUCAAUGAUAAUACUGUGAUUUGUGAAGCACAUGGCAAUCUAAGAGUGGGAGUUCCAUCUACUGUUAUGUUGCGUUCACAAAGUGAACAACUUGGAGUUGGCCGUGAAUUGCCAAUUUAUCCAUCCUUUCUUGAGGGAGAUCUGCUUUCUUUCUAUGAGCUCUGUAAAAAUUACCAUUGGACUGUAGAAGAUGACAAGGUACUGAGUUUCACGGGAACAGAGAGUUUUCAAGGGGAGGAGUAUAGCACCCAGUUGGCUGCUUCAGAAGAAAGUCGAGCUGGUAUUUCUUCAGAUGACAUUGAGCUUGGCUUUAUUAAAGUCUUGUAUGGAAGAUCUGCAGGGAAGUCCACUGUUGCUGUGUCAUUCUCAUGUGAAUUUCCAACUUCUGGAUCAAAGAUGCAGUCAAGGUUUUACAGUUCAUCUUUAUCAAUCAAUGUGGUGCCUGAUCUUCCCUUGGCUAUGGGAUUUCCGAUAACCUGGAUCCUUCCUCCCCACUAUACAUCCACAAAUCUUUUGCCUUCAUCUUUCGAAAGUUAUACACAACUAGAUAGUCAGAGUCACCAAGGAAUUAUCAACUAUUCUUUACUGAGAAAUUUUGGGGAGAGAAGUGAAGCGCUACAGAAAGAUUCCAUUUUCAUUGAGGGAGAUAGAAUAAAGACAACUGCAAGUAAUAAUCUAGCAUGCAUUCAAGCGAAAGAUCGCACCACAGGAAGAACAGAGAUUGCUUCAUGUGUUAAGGUUGCUGAGGUGGCUCAAAUCAGAAUAACCAGUAAGGAGGUUUCACAUCGUGUUAUUGACCUUGCUGUUGGUGCUGAAGUUGAAAUUCCAACAAGCUGUUAUGAUGCUCUAGGAAAUCCUUUCUACGAAGCAUAUGAUGCAGUUUCCUUUCAUGGUGAUACUAACUACCCUGAUGUUGUCCGCAUAAACUUUUCAAAUCAUGUAAAAGGAAAUGUCCAUCUCAAGGCAAUUCGGCAUGGCAAAGCUCUCAUGCGUAUUUCACUAAGUGAAGCUCCACAAAAAUCAGAUUUCAUGCUUAUUAGAACUGGUGCCCAUAUCAAUCCUCAAAACCCAGUCCUUCACAUUGGAAGUCCUCUCAACUUUAGCUUAAAAGGUUUAGAGGAUAAUGUUUCUGGACAGUGGUUUACCUCAAAUAGAAGUGUAAUGUCCGUGGACAAGCAAUCUGGAAUGGCUGAAGCACUUGGGCAAGGUUCAGCACAAGUGUCUUUCCUAAGUGCAACUUUGAAACUGCAAACCACAGUUAGAGUUUUGAAAGGAGAUAUUGUUUCUGUGGAUGCUCCAAAAGAAAUGUUAACUAAUGUACCUUACCCUACAAAAGGAUACAAUUUCUCUGUGAAGCUCAGCAGGGACACCUACAGUAAAAACUUUGGAGCAUCAAGAGCAAAUCAUGGAGUUUCAUUUGAUUGUAGAGUAGAUCCACCAUUUGUUGGGUACACGAAACCAUGGUUGGAUUUGGAUACUGGUAACUCCUAUUGCUUAUUUUUCCCUUACACCCCAGAGCAUUUGGUGCGCUUAGUAACCAGGUCAGAAGGCAUGAGGCCAGACAUAUCUCUCUCCAUCUAUGCUUCUCUUAAAGGAGCCAAUCAUGCUUCAGGAUCUGCAUCAGCACUUUUUGUUGGAGGAUUUUCUAUAAUGGAGAUGAGCAAGAGUUCGAUGCAGCUGAAUCUGACACCGGACUGUAACAAAGCUAGCAUGACCAUCUUGGGAAAUACUGAUGUUGAAAUUCAGUGGCGUCACACGGAUUUAAUUAUGAUCAAUCUCAUCCGUAAAGAAGAUUUUGGUAUUGGAGGGUCUGCACAGUAUGAGAUCGAACUGCUGAAUGCCAAAAAAUUUGAAGACAAAAUCUCCAUUACACUCCCAGCUACUGAGAGUGAGAUAGACGUGAAUUAUGAACCUGUAGAAAAAGCGCCAUCCAUGACACUUAUUGAUGUAGCCAGCUGGGUAAUCAUGCUUGGGAUUGGUUCUACUGCUAGUGUACUGGGUAUUAAAGGACACGCCAAGGAGGUCACAGCAACCAGGGGUACUGCUACCUCGAGCAGUUUAGCUCCGAGCACUCCUGAUCGAAGCAGCCUUACUGUUGUAAAUGACAAGUCCCCCACGGACACCUCAACCUUUUGUGGACUAUGUCAGGAGAACUAUUGAUGA
Prosopis cineraria is the source of this 5944-nucleotide messenger RNA. Its product is annotated as nuclear pore complex protein GP210. The transcript is spliced from 36 exons. The record is from RefSeq and is a predicted model, not a curated record. Bases 137 to 5941 code for a protein of 1934 amino acids. NCBI's taxonomy places the organism in Eukaryota, Viridiplantae, Streptophyta, Magnoliopsida, Fabales, Fabaceae.